CGCCGGAGCCCAGCCACGAUCUUUCUUUCCCGGUAGCUAGAGCCGUGUCGCAGCAGCACGCACGAGCUAGCCAACGAGCGUUUUCUAGCGGUUCGCUCUACAAAAAGCGGCCGCCUGACGCGCACAGCCACACACACAACUUCCUGCUCUGUUGUGUGCGAACAAGGAAGGGAGGGACGGACGAGCCGCCGCCCGCCACCCACACGCGCGCACACGGACCACACCCACACAGGCGGCGGCUCAUGGCUCCCUCCUCCCUCCACCUCCUGACCCUCUCCUUCCUCCUCCUCCUCGCCUCGACGCCAAUCUCCGAUGGGCUGGAGCUGGGGGCAGACGGCGGCGGCGGCGGCCUGUACAGGGAGAUUCUGCGGGACGAGACGGUGCGGCGGCUCAAGGAGCUGGGCCAGAUAUCUGAUGGGGAAGGUUACCUUGAAAGGACAUUCUUGAGUCCUGCUUCUCUCAGAGCUACUGGAGUCAUUAUCAGCUGGAUGGAAGAUGCCGGACUUCCGACGUGGGUUGAUCAAAUGGGUAACAUUCAUGGUCGAUUUGAACCGGCCAAUUCAAGCAAAGAGGCUUUAUUGAUUGGAUCUCACAUGGACACUGUCAUUGAUGCUGGCAUGUAUGACGGAGCCUUGGGCAUUAUUUGUGCAAUUUCUGCUCUGAAGGUUUUGAAAGUUACUGGCAAACUUCAGAGGCUAACUAGACCAGUAGAGGUGAUUGCAUUCAGCGAUGAGGAGGGUGUUAGAUUUCAAACAACAUUUCUGGGAAGCGCAGCUGUAGCUGGUACACUACCUGAAUCAAUUUUACAAGUAUCUGACAAGAGUGGCACUACAGUUCAAGAUGUUCUUAAGUUGAACUCCUUUGAGGCUACUGCCGCUGCUCUUGGUCAAGUCAAGUACAGCCCGGAGUCGGUGGGCAGUUAUGUUGAGGUUCACAUGGAACAAGGGCCUGUCCUGGAAGCCCUCCGUUAUCCCCUUGGCGUCGUAAAAGGAAUUGCAGGACAGACUCGAUUGAAGGUCAUAAUUAACGGUUCCCAAGGACAUGCUGGGACGGUUCCAAUGAAAUUGCGCCGUGAUCCGAUGGUUGCAGCUGCAGAGCUGGUGGUAACACUGGAGAGCCUGUGCAAAGAGCCCCACAGGUUCCUGACGUACGACGAGGAAUGCGGGUGCUUCACGGAGGAGUCCCUCGCGGGGCUUGUCUGCACCGUCGGCGAGCUCACGACGUGGCCCAGCGCCAGCAACGUCAUACCCGGCCAGGUGAAUUUCACGGUGGACAUACGAGCCAUGGACGACAAGGUGCGGGAGACGAUCGUCACGAGCUUCUCGAGGAUCGUCCUCCAGAGGUGCGACGACAGGUUGGUCGACUGCGCCGUCCAGCACAAGCAUUCGGCACCGGCCACGCCGUGCGACCCGGAGCUGACGACGCAGCUGGAGCUCGCGGCGCGGUCGGCUCUUUCGAAUACGAUGACGUCGCCCGGCGGCGGCGGCGGGUGCAGCGCUGAGGCCGAGAGGACGCCGCCGGUGCUGAUGAGCGGCGCGGGGCACGACGCGAUGGCGAUGGCGAGGCUGACCAAGGUGGGGAUGCUGUUCGUGCGGUGCCGCGGCGGCGUGAGCCACUCGCCGGAGGAGUCCGUGCUGGACGACGACGUCUGGGCUGCGGGCCUCGCGCUGCUCCGCUUCGUCGAACACCAGAACGUGGCCGCCGCCGCGGAAGAAGAAGAAGAGCUGUGAAAUUGGAUCGGGCUGAUUCUUCGGUGGGUGGGUGGGUGGGCCUGUCGUGGCCUGCUAAGCUUGUGUACAUAAAAGAUGGAUUGCCGUUGCGUUAUUGGGCCAGCAAAUUAAUAAAGGGCCCGGGUCUCUUCGGUGAGACUUUUAAUUGAAGGAAUGGCGACCUAGGCCCGGCCCUGUCCGCGGGCACAUUCGAUGUGAUCCAGAGCGAGGCUGUUGCCUGUUGGACAGCGAGCAUCCUCUCAAAAAAAAAAAAAAGACAGCGGGCAAUGCUGCAGCAGGGCAAGCUAGAUUUGACAAGCUAGCUAGGCCCAGGCCCGGCCGCCGCCGGACGUCUCCGGGAUGCCGCGCGGAGAUACGGAAGGUAGCGUGUGGUCUGGGCUCUCCCUCUCCUGCCUGUCUGCUGUGCUGUGCUGUGCUGGUUGGAAACCCAACUUCAAUUUCUGCUCUGUUGAUUGAGCGCAUUGUAGGAGCAGUUAUCUGAGCCGAACGCUCUCCC
This is a messenger RNA of Brachypodium distachyon (stiff brome), 2226 nucleotides long. RefSeq names its product probable allantoate deiminase. The transcript is spliced from 11 exons. Gene Ontology annotation, molecular function: hydrolase activity, acting on carbon-nitrogen (but not peptide) bonds, in linear amidines. NCBI's taxonomy places the organism in Eukaryota, Viridiplantae, Streptophyta, Magnoliopsida, Poales, Poaceae. The record is from RefSeq and is a predicted model, not a curated record. The coding region runs from base 243 to 1730 and encodes 495 amino acids.